UUUACAGCUCGUGAGGUGAACACGGGUCGUCACACUCAUCAGAGCUCCGCCCGCCGCUCCGUGUCUCCGGCUCACACCACAACAACAAACGAACCAACCAACCUUCGUUUUUACUGCUUCUUUCUCCUCAGGAAGAUGGAGAGAUAGAACAGCAACAGGUCCAGCAGGAGGAGGAGGAGGAGAGGAGGAGAAGAGGAGGAGCAGGUACAUCUGAGGAGGAAGAGGAGCAGGAGGAGGAAGGUUGGAUGUGACUCAGCUGACAACAUGAUGCCGAUAUUUCUUACCGUGUUCCUCAGCAACAAUGACCAGCACUUCACUGAGGUUCCCAUCACGCCGGAGACGCUGUGCAGAGACGUGUUGGAGCUCUGCAAGGAGCCCGGCGAGGCCGACUGCUACCUGGCUGAGAUGUGGAGAGGCUCAGAGCGUGUCGUUGGAGAAUCGGAGCAGAUGAUGGCGGUGUUGCAGCCGUGGGGGCAGCAGAGGGGGGAGGUCCGUUAUCUCCUCCACCAUCAGAGAGCUCCGGGACCAGAGUCUGAUGGAUCCAGAACGUCAGAUCAGAAGCUGAAGAGGAACCAGCUGAAAGCUGCUGCAGAGAGAUGUCUGGAGAACGGGGUCUCAGCUCCUCGUCUGGACGUGACCUUCAGUGAACUUCAGGAUCUGGCGACUCGACAGCAGCAGCUGCUGGCCUCCAAAGAGCAGCGGCUGCGCUUCCUGAAGCUGCAGGAUCAGCGGCAGCAGCAGCAGGAGGCGUCUGAACAGGAGCGACUGCAGCAGCUCCGAGAGAACGCACACAACCAGGAGGCCAAACUGCGGAGGGUCCGGGCCCUCAGGGGCCAAGUGGAGCAGAAACGCCUCAGCAACACAAAGCUCGUGGAGGAGAUCGAGCAGAUGACCGGUCUGUUCCAGCAGAAGCAAAGGGAGCUGCUGGUUGCCGUGGCGAGGCUGGAGGAGCUCAGCGACCAGCUGGAGGUGCUGAGGAGCCCACGGAUGGAGCCACCACCUCCGCCUCCUCCUCACCACCACAACACGCCCUCCUCCACCGUGGAGCUGGAGCUCCUCUGUAAAGAGCUGCAGCUGAGGAACAAGCUGAACCAGGAGCAAAGCUCACGUCUGCAGCAGCAGAGAGACGGCCUGAACAAGAGGAACCUGGAGGUGGCGGCCAUGGACCGCCGGCUGGCCGAGCUCCGGCAGCGGCUGUGGAAGAAGAAGGCCGCCCUGCAGCAGAAGGAGAACCUGCCAGUGGCGUCAGAAGGCCCCGCCCCUCAGCAUGGCGUGGGCUCCAGAGUGGCGGCAGUGGGGCCAUACAUUCAGUCGUCCUCCACAACAGGCUCUCAGGGGCCUCCGGUGCCGGCGCGCCAGGAGCCUCCGGUGAAGCCAGCGUACCCGGACGGCACAGCAACCCUGCCCAUACCCGACUCGUCCCUGAAGCCGCCUCCCAGACCCGUCAAACCGGCCGCAGGUUUGAGCUCCUCUAAAAUAACCGAACUCUCCGACUGGAAGGCCAGAGCACUUCCUAAAUCUAGCGGAGGUUACAGCCACGCCUCCACACUGCCUCGUAUGUCCAGCCUCAGCUAUUGCAACUCAGGUGGUGAGACCCUCACAGGUCAGAGAGGACUUUGUGGAGCUGACAUCCCGCCUCCUGUCCCGUCACGGACCAAUCACAGCACUGACACCCUGCUCAGGGACGUUCAGGCUUCAGGUAAAUGUUUGUCCAAGAUGACCGUGCCACCUCCUGUUCCCGUUAAGCCCAUACCGCUCUCUUCGUCCGGCCCACCAACCUUCUCCAGGCCCCCCUACAGCACUGGGACCUUCCCUGGUAAGGCUCGGCCGGUCGGCGGCCACCUCAGGGCUCCAGGAGUCCUCUCCAGCCACUGCAAUACACUCCCUCUGCCCAACAAGCAGGAAAGCCCUCCGGCCGCUGCCGUCCGACCUUACACCCCGGACCUCUCAGAUGCCCCCACCCCUGCGCUGCAGAAGCCUCAGACUGUGGCGGCGUCAUCCAUCUACUCCAUGUACACCAAGCAGGCCUCUCUGGGAAAGGGCUACCAGCCAGGAGGUCAGGGCACACUGCCCCGCAGUCAGCCCCGAGUGUACGGGAAGCCAAUCCUCCCUGCCAGCGGGGGGCAGCAGUCUGUCUCCUCAGACAACACUGGCCUGAAUUCUGGGGCCUGUGUGUCUGACGGGAGCGAGGCUGACAACAGUUGUCUGGGGAACGGCGAAGGGGUCAGUGGAGAGACGGCAGAACGAGCCACGCCUCGACCACUCAGCCCCACCAAGCUCCUCCCCUUCCUGUCCAACCCUCACAGGAACCCCAGCGAUGCGGACCUUGAGGCCCUGCGACGCCGGCUGCACCACGCACCCCGGCCCCUGAAGAAACGCAGUUCGAUCACGGAGCCCGAGGGCCCGGCCGGACCCAACAUCCAGAAGCUGCUCUACCAGAAGACCACUCUGGCUGCCAUGGAAACCAUUCCCAUGGAGACAGUCAGUCCAGCGGAGACAUAUAUUCAGCCUGGGGUACACGACAACUGGGAUGGCGGGGUGGAUGUCGAUGACAACACUGGGUUGAGCUUCAACCAAUUGCUCGCUGAGAGCCCUGAGGACUCCCUGACUCCACCCCCCCUGCCCCCUCGCUCACCCAUCCCUGACCCCGCCUCCUGCUGCUCCCAGUGCCCCGCCCUGGAGGACAAGGAAGAGGAGGUGUGUCCGUCCUCAGUCCACCACAUCCACUUUCCAGAGGAGUUCCCCCCGUACCCCCCCCCACCAUACCCCAGCUGUGGGGAGACGGAGCACGGAGACAACACCAGCAACCUGCAGCCGCCGGAGGUCAUGGGGCAGGUCCCAGUUCCGCCGGGUAAGAGGUCGAUCCUCCGUAAAGUCGGCUCCGAGCGGAUCAGUCACACGAUGCGGGUCAAGUUCAACCCUCUGGCUCUGCUGCUGGACUGUUCCCUGGAGGGCGAAUACGACCUCGUCCAGAGGGUCAUCUUCGACGUGGACGACCCCAGCUCAGCAAACGACGAGGGCAUCACUGCGCUGCACAACGCCGUCUGCGCCGGCCACACAGAGAUCGUCAAGUUUCUGGUUCAGUUUGGCGUCAACGUCAACGCUGCCGACAGCGACGGCUGGACUCCGCUUCACUGCGCCGCCUCUUGUAACAACGUUCAGGUCUGUAAGUUCCUGGUGGAGUCGGGGGCAGCCGUGUUUGCCACCACUUACAGCGACAUGCAAACAGCUGCCGACAAAUGUGAGGAAAUGGAGGACGGCUACGCGCAGUGCUCCCAGUUCCUAUAUGGCGUUCAGGAGAAGAUGGGCGUGAUGAACCGCGGCGUGGUGUACGCCCUGUGGGACUACGAGCCUCAGAGUGACGAUGAGCUCGGCUUCAGCGAGGGCGACUGCAUGACGGUGCUGAGACGGGAGGACGAGGUGGAAACGGACUGGUGGUGGGCAAGAUGUGGCGAUGGCGAGGGCUACAUCCCCCGCAACCUCCUGGGGGCAGAACUGAGUCAAAGGUUACACGGCAGAAUUUAAAGGAGAUGAAUGUGGAUCAUCCUCUGCAGAAUCUACCGCCUGAGACCUUCUCCUCCUUCACGUAUCGGAGGACGACACACUCUGAAGUCCUGCUCUCUUCAUUAAACUCCACAGGGAAUUGAACCGUCAACCCUGGCAGUUGUUGCUAAAUCUCAUCUCUUUUAAUCAGGCUUGAAAGCAGCUCUGAGGAUCCUGUGACUCAACAGUCUUAUAUAAGAAGUUACACUAUUUAACUUUAUCUUAACGACAAACUCUUUUUAUUUCCCAGCUGUAUCUGAGGAUCAAACCGCGGCAGAGGAGCCUGGCGUAAACCUCCCAGUGACAAAUCCUUCAGGCGAGACGAGCAGCGAGCGAAUGAUCCUCUGGACUCGUUCAGAGACGCAGUGUCAGGAGUUUUUGUUCAAAUGAGACAGAUGUUUUUCAAUCUGCGCUCACAUCUGCACAGUAUUACUUCUCCUCAAUUCAUUUGUUUCAGUGGUUUUUCCUCUGAAGUCCCGAGAGCCUCAAAUGAAAUGAGAAAUUCUUUUGGGUCCAUUUUGUAAUAUUGUGUCUUUUGUCAAGAUUGAAUUUUUAUUUUAUUGAACAUUGAAAUCAAAGGAAACAAUAUGAGCAAACGUCCCAAAGACUCAAACUACAAAGUCUCUAUCUUUUAAUUUUUUCAUUUUGUAUUUAUUAUUUUGAAUUUAAAAGUUUAAUGUCUUGUUUCUUCUUUUACAGGAUCAACUAGUUUCACCCAGAAUGUAAUGAAAUAGUUAAAUGAUUAAAACAUUAAUUUACGGGGCUGAUUUACCAAAAACAUGUUUCUAAUGCACCAGAACCGUUAAAUAUGAUGAUGUGAGAUUUAAAUUCUACAAACACUGAAUGAAACUUACUUUAUUUUACUCGUCUCUGUUCUGCUUCAGUUGGUUUAAGAUUAAAAUCUAAUGUUUGGAUUUUG
This is a messenger RNA of Hippoglossus stenolepis (Pacific halibut), 4462 nucleotides long. RefSeq names its product tumor protein p53 binding protein, 2b (gene tp53bp2b). The record is from RefSeq and is a predicted model, not a curated record. Gene Ontology annotation, cellular component: nucleus. Gene Ontology annotation, biological process: regulation of apoptotic process. NCBI's taxonomy places the organism in Eukaryota, Metazoa, Chordata, Actinopteri, Pleuronectiformes, Pleuronectidae. Gene Ontology annotation, molecular function: p53 binding. The coding region runs from base 265 to 3525 and encodes 1086 amino acids. The transcript has 18 exons.